Linum tenue is the source of this 1862-nucleotide messenger RNA. The record is from the annotation of a GenBank genome assembly. Lineage: Eukaryota; Viridiplantae; Streptophyta; Magnoliopsida; Malpighiales; Linaceae.
CACUCUCUCUUCUGUCUUCUCUCAUCUCCCCCAAUACUCGCUCUCUGUUCCUCUCUCUCUCUCUCUCUCUCUCUUCUCUCUAUCUCCCAUCCCCCACGAGACUCCCAGAGACAAGGAAAGACACUAGACGAUGGACGCUCCAGAUCCACUCUCCAAAUCCAAUCCCAAUGUACCGCCAUCGCCCUCCAGCAGUCACCACCAUCCUCCUCCGUCGCCGGCACCCGCCGCAAACUCCAAUUCCUCCCCAAUCUUCAAUGAGCGUCCUAUUGCUCCGCCCGCGAGCGGGCCCCACCACCGGAGGGCUCUCUCCGAGAUGAGCUUCCGCUUCCCGGACGACAUGACCAUGAUGAUGAUGGAUCUGUCCCCCACCGAUCCAAUGAACCCCGCCGGAGGCGGCGGCGGCGGCAUGGGCAGUGCCGGCGGAUCUUCGACUUGUAGCCUCGACGAGAUCGGAUCCGAGGACGACCUCUUCUCCACCUACAUUGACGUUGACAAGCUGACCGGCGGCGGAAGUGGCGGCGGUGCCAAUGGAGUUGGCAAUUGUACGGAUCAGAGCAACGGAGGGGGAGGUGAGAAAGGAGCUUCGAACCGGUCGAUUACGAAGCACCGCCACAGCAACUCAGUGGACGGCAGUGGUGUGUUUGGAGAGAUAAUGGAUGCUAAGAAGGCUAUGCCUCCUGAUAAGCUGGCUGAGCUCUGGAACCUUGAUCCCAAACGAGCUAAGAGGAUACUUGCAAACAGACAAUCUGCUGCUCGCUCAAAAGAGAGAAAGGCGCGUUACAUAAUAGAACUAGAACGCAAAGUUCAGACUCUUCAAACAGAAGCCACCACUCUCUCUGCUCAGCUCACUCUGUUCCAGAGGGACACAUCGGGUCUGAGUACAGAAAACACAGAGCUUAAGCUUCGAUUACAAGCUAUGGAACAACAGGCUCACUUGCGCGAUGCUUUGAAUGACGCACUGAAGAAGGAAGUCGAGAGGCUAAAAGUCGCCACUGGAGAAGCCACCAGUCACUCCGAAUCAUUCAACAUGGGAAUGCAUCAAAUGUCUUACACGCCAUCGAACUUCUUCCCAAUGCCUCGGCAGCCUGACCAUCCUAACAUGCAAUUAUCACCCUUCUCUCAGCGACAUCAUCAAACCAAUUCCCACCAUCUCUCUGAUGCUAUGCAAAACGACUCUCUGGCUCGAUUUCAAGGGCUCGACAUCAGUAGCAAAGGAAUACAGCUGAACCACAUCAUCAAGUCUGAAGGCUCCACGAUAUCUGCGAGUGAAGGUAGCUCUACAUUUUGAUGGAAGCGCAGACUUGGCUGCUGACUAUCUCUCUGACUUGUUGUUGCUGCCUCUCCUGGCAUUUUGCCUGUGUGGUAAGAUCAUUGUUUAUAGACUGACCUCCAGUCGAUUAGCAAACAGGGUAAAUUUUCGAUUUCCAUAGUCAAAAAAAUUCAUAUUCAUUUUGAUUGGUUGUGUGGAGGACGAAUUCCGAAAAUUAGUUUAUUCUUGGGGUUCGAUGGGGAGAGCUCAUGGUGUUGUUUAUUCGAGUCUGUAGCAGUUGUAAUGGUGGAAUUUUGUUUUGUAUCCAUUGAGGAUGAUGAUAGGAAGAAGGGAGGUUAUGGGGAUGAAAGGUCAUAACUCAUAACCCAAUUAGGAGUAGGUGAUUUGAGAUGCUACUAAUAUGAACUUGUCUCUGAUUCUUUUUUUGUAUCUCUCUGUAGACUAAACUGAGUCAUGUGUUUCAUUUCCAUGAUUGAUUUGGGAUGGUCCCAUCUUCUGUCUGUUAGUGUGUUAGUCUAUAGAUCUAUUUCAGAAUCCAGAACUUGUUUGCCUUGUGUUUUGUUCAUUUGCAACUUGCAUGUGCAAAUGUCCC